AAACGAUCGUAGACUGAGCAACGUCUUGCAGCGGCGGUCCGCGAAUUUUGUAUCUGUGUGAGUGAGUCGUUAGAGUGUGUGUGUUUGCUUCUGCCAGAAUCGGACGGGUGACGGGGAUGAGCGGAUGAUGGCCAAUGACGAAUGAGCCGUGUCCCCCAGAACCAGCAAUCGAAAAUCAAAAAUCGAAAAAUAAAAAAUCAAAAAGCGAAUCUUUAGCCUCGAAACUCGAUAAACUAGCUGCGUGCUGCAGAAUACCCGUAAAUUCCAGCCAAAGUGAAAUUAGAAGUGGAAAAGAAAAGUGACAAUCUUAACUGGUUGGUUGCCCCAAAACCAGUCGGAAGCUGCAAACAAAAAUACACAAAACAACAACAACAACAGCAACCAGAAAAAAAAGGCACAAAGGUGGAAACUUAGAUCCCCAAGCAUGUAUCGGCCAAAUUUCUACGAGUCGACUUGCCUGCGCUGUAGCGAGACUGUCUAUCAGGUAGAUCGCGUGGGUCCGCUCAAGGAUUUCACAUUCUUCCAUUCCGGUUGCUUCAAAUGCGUACACUGUGGCACCAAGCUGACGCUCAAGACAUAUUUCAAUAAUCAGCACAAGCAGGAUGACAAAGAGGUCUAUUGCAGUUCACAUGUACCAAAGAGCGGACCCGGCCAUCUAGACCAGACCUCGGUGGGUAUUCGUCAGGCCCUGAAUGCGCCGCGUACCAACAAAUUCGUGAACGAGCAGAUACGGGGAACGCGCAGCGAGAUCGAUGGUGGCCCUCUGGGGGGCUCUCGCCAGUCCACACCAAAUGGCUAUGGCGGCCGUGACGUCAGCUCUCCGUCUCAAAACGAUUCCGACUACAAAUACGGACGGUUCGACGCCAGUGCCCUGCACAUCGCCCACGCCCUCAAGCAGACUGAGAUCCAGAAGGCCUACAACAAGGCUCGGGAGAAGCCGAUCGACUUUUACCUGGCUCGCGAGGAGCAGGCACGCCUCGAGAUGAAACACCGCAAGGAGGAGGAUGACCUGUACCGGAAGUUCGCACGCAAGCGUGAGGAGGAGGAUCGCAAGAUCCAAGACGAGUUCCAGGACGAAUGGGAACGCGAGCUGCAGCGGCUCACCCACAAGUUUGAGAAGGAGCUGGCCACCUCACGCCGGAGUCGCGACGAGGCGAAUAUCCUGACCCUGCGCCAUGAGCAGCAGAAGGAGGAUCUGGAGAAGAACAUGACGCUGCGGCGCAGCAAGAAGAAGGAGAGCAUCACCCGGAAGAUGCUGGAGCACGAGCGGUACGAGACGGCUGCCCUGGUGGACCGACAGUCCAGCGAAAUGCUGGAGCUGAUCAGCGCCCGUCGGUCAGAGUACAUGCAGAGCGAAAGCAUCUUCCUGGACGAUGAGUUCAGCGAGGGCGCCGUGCCCAUUGAGUAUCCUCUGAAUGCCCCAGUGCCGGCUCCACCAGCGGUCAGCAAGUUCCAGAUCUACACCGAUCCCGUUGAGUUCGAGGACGUCGAUCGCAUCGCCAUUUCGGUGGCCCAGGAGGAUCAGAAGACCUUUACGGACCUCGUCCGCCAGCUGGUCGGGCGUUGCACCACGGACAUCGAGAAGGCCCGCACCAUCUUCCGCUGGAUUACGGUCAAGAACCUCAACGCCAUGCACUUCGACGACGAUCUGCGCGGCGACACGCCCAUGGGUCUGCUGCGAGGCAUCAAGUACGGCACGGAGAGCUACCACGUGCUCUUCAAGCGCCUCUGCAGCUACGCCGGGCUGCACUGUGUGGUCAUCAAGGGCUACUCGAAGAGCGCCGGAUACCAGCCGGGAGUUAAGUUCCAGGACUCGCGAUUCCGCAACUCCUGGAACGCGGUCUACGUUGCUGGCGCCUGGCGCUUCGUCCAGUGCAACUGGGGUGCCCGGCAUCUGGUCAACGCCAAGGAGGCGCCCAAACAGGGGCGCGGCAAGAACGAUAGUCUACGCUACGAGUAUGAUGAUCACUACUUCCUCACGGAUCCGAGGGAGUUCAUAUACGAGUUCUAUCCCCUGCAGGAGGAGUGGCAACUUCUGAAGCGCCCCAUUACGCUGCGGGAAUUCGAGAACCUGCCCUUCGUCCGGUCACUCUUCUUCCGUUACGGACUGCACUUUGCGGACGAGGGCUAUGGAGCUGUGGUGUUCACCGACGACACUGGAGCGGCCACAGUGCGCAUCGCGAUGCCCACGGACAUGCAGAGCUGCCUGAUCUUCCACUACAACCUCAAGUUCUACGACAGUGACGAGGAGCUGUCCUACGACGGAGUAUCCCUCAAGAGAUUCGUGAUGCAGUCGGUGAUCGGCAACAUUGUGGCCUUCCGAGUCCAUGCCCCAUGCUCUGGCGCCUUUUUGUUGGACAUCUUUGCCAAUGCGGUCACUCCGCAAGAGUACCUCACCGGGGAACCCAUGAAGUUCAAAUCGGUGUGCAAAUUCAAGAUUUGCUGCGAGGAGCUGCAGACGGUGAUGGUGCCACUGCCGGACUGCGCCAGCGGCGAGUGGGGGCCCACGAAGGCCACCCGCCUAUUCGGACUCAUCCCCAUCACGCAUCAGGACCCGCUUAUCUUCGCCGGACGCAGCCUGGACCUCCAGUUCCGCAUGUCGCGCCCCCUCACAGAUUUUAUGGCCACGCUCCACAAGAACGGCAUCGAGGAGAAGAAGCUGGCCAAGUAUGUGACUCACAGCACGCUGGACGACAUUGUCACGUUCAUCAUUAACUUCCCCGAGGAGGGUCAGUACGGCCUGGACAUAUACACGCGCGAAUUGGGCGCCCCCCAGCACCAUCAUCACCACCACAACAACAAUAACAACUCCUCAUCCUCCUCCGGCGAGAAGCAUUUGUUGACGCACUGUUGUAAAUAUUUAAUCAACUCGUCCAAGCGGAAUUGAGAGUCGGUUGAGCGGGAUGUCGGGAUGCCGGGAUGGAAGUUGUCUCCGGGAAGGACAAGCGAGGACGGCGCUGGUCUGGAGGCAUUCUAAGCAAACACAAGCACAAACAAAUUGCAAUAUUAAUUAUAGUCUACGUAUAUGCGCCCGCC
Drosophila bipectinata is the source of this 3036-nucleotide messenger RNA. RefSeq names its product peptidase hillarin (gene Hil). Lineage: Eukaryota; Metazoa; Arthropoda; Insecta; Diptera; Drosophilidae. The record is from RefSeq and is a predicted model, not a curated record.